Molecule: messenger RNA, 787 nt
Organism: Protobothrops mucrosquamatus (brown spotted pit viper)
Lineage: Eukaryota; Metazoa; Chordata; Lepidosauria; Squamata; Viperidae
Product: phosphatidylinositol 4-kinase alpha-like
Exons: 8
Biological process (GO): phosphatidylinositol phosphate biosynthetic process; phosphatidylinositol-mediated signaling
Cellular component (GO): plasma membrane; cytoplasm
Molecular function (GO): 1-phosphatidylinositol 4-kinase activity
Source: RefSeq, a predicted model, not a curated record
UUGGCACACCAUCGACGCCGAUGCUCCGGAGCUGAGCCACAUCCUGUGCUGGACCCCUACCGACCCACCGACGGGCCUCUCGUAUUUCUCCAGCAUGUACCCUCCUCAUCCUUUGACCGCUCAGUAUGGGGUGAAAGUGCUUCGAUCUUUCCCUCCGGAUGCUAUUCUGUUUUACAUUCCGCAGAUUGUGCAGGCCCUUCGAUACGACAAGAUGGGCUACGUCAGGGAGUACAUCCUCUGGGCAGCUUCCAAGUCCCAGCUGCUGGCUCACCAGUUCAUUUGGAAUAUGAAGACAAACAUCUACCUGGAUGAAGAGGGACACCAGAAAGACCCUGACAUUGGGGAACUGCUGGAACAGCUGGUGGAGGAAAUAACUGGUUCGCUGUCUGGUCCAGCGAAGGAGUUUUACCAACGGGAAUUUGAUUUCUUCAACAAAAUCACCAACGUUUCAGCCAUCAUCAAGCCUUAUCCUAAAGGCGAAGAGCGAAAAAAGGCCUGCUUGAGUGCUUUAUCUGAAGUGAAAGUACAACCUGGGUGCUAUUUGCCAAGCAACCCAGAAGCCAUUGUUUUGGAUAUUGACUACAAGUCGGGAACGCCUAUGCAAAGCGCUGCCAAAGCCCCUUACCUGGCCAGGUUCAAGGUGAAGAGGUGUGGAGUGAGCGAACUGGAAAGAGAAGGUCUGCGUUGUCGUUCAGACUCAAUAGACGAAUGCGGAGAAGACAGCAGGGAGAGUAAGAAGAUUUGCUGGCAGGCCGCCAUCUUUAAAGUGGGUGAUGACUGCAGGCAG